UCAUUUGAAAGGUGCUAAGGCCGGAAGUGUUCGGAAAGAGGAAGUUGAGAGUUGUGAAUCAGAGACCAAAAAUUGGUGUGAAGACAGAGAUACACUCAGAGAAACACGGAAUGAGCAAAUUAGAAAAAGUAUGGUGGAUUGGAAAAAAGGACAGCGGUAAAAAAAAAUAAACGGAUGAAACUGAACUGGAAAACACAACAAAAAGACAACAAGUGAAGAGGAAAGGAGAAGGCUGAACAUUGUGACAGAUGACAGAGUCAGAUAUGAGAAAACGCUGUGUCUGCACUCUUUUGGUCCUCAUGCUGAUACAGACAGGCAUGACAGACAGUGGGAUUUCUGUAUCUCACAAAUGGGAUGGAGAUCACCUAUCUAUCACCUGUCGUCUCAUGGGGGACAAAGACACUGUUUCUCAGAUCAACUGGGAGAUGACCAGCAGUUCGAACCACACCACCACCAGAUUGAAACUGGGCAUCUUCCAUCCCGUGUUCGGUACCUACGUGUUCCCGAAGUACAACGAUACUGUGGAGAUCCAGGGUAACGCCUCCAGCGGCAAUUACACGCUCAGGCUGAGAGGUAGCACUGUGUUGGAGGAGAGUCAGUUCUGCUGUAAAUUCAUGACCUUUCCCUCUGGAGCGCUGGAGCAGUGUACAAAUACCAGGAUUAAUGAAAGCACAGAGGAGGCCCAGGAGUCAGAAGGCCCACAGGGUUUACUAGAGGAGAGACAAGUGGAGCAGUGGGCUCUGCUAGUAGUGGGAUCUACCAUCUGUCUCCUCAGUAUCGCCAUCUCUCUCUACUACUGCUUGAAGUAUUGCUGCAGACACUGCUGCCGCAGGAGGCGAGUGUUCGAGGUGGAGACUUAUCUGACAGAUCAGCAUACAGACUCGGAGGGGGUCACAGAGGAGCCACCCCAUCAACCCACCCUUCCCUCACCCCCUCACCACCAGCUCCAGGGUUUUGACCCCUCUAAGCUGUACACUAAGAUCAAGCAGGACCUGCUGUAUGGACGGCUGUGGAAGGCCUACCAGGGGACGGCUAAGGCCUGGGGCCCCACAACACAGCAGGGACCACAGCAGCAAGGGCCACAACAAGCGUCAGAACUAGGGCCACAAAAGGUCUAUUUUCUUCUGGGGGAUCAUCGUGCGUCACAGAGAGAGGAACCAGAAGAACCGGAACUAGAACCUAAUCUAGAACAAGAACAAGACCCUCAACCAACCCUUGAAGGAACCAUGGAACCACAGACUGAGCCUGAACCUAUCCAUCCAUUAGCCCUGGAACCUGGAACACAGAUGGAGGUUCAAGAAUCAGAAUGUCAUUUAGAACUAGAACCCAAUUUCCCAUCAACCCUCCCUGCACAGAGGGAGGAACUGGAACCAGACAUGGGAACAGAGAAGGAGGAAACUGAAGAAACCAGAGACUAACCCUCCAGCGAGGAGGUUCAUGAAGGGAGGGUGUGUUGUGUUGUUGUGUGUGUCUGUGCGUCUGUGUGUGUGUGCGGACCAUGCGUGUGUACGUGUGUGUUGGGAGGAAUAAUGUACUGUUGACAUUGGGUGCAUAACCCUGACCUCCUAAGGUUAGCUGUCAUUCAAUACGAUUAAUACUUAUUGCCCCAUUUAGAGUGAAAAUUAAACUCACAGGUAAUCGCCAUGGUUUUUUGUUUACUGUGAACAAUGUACAUGUGGUUAGACGUCUCAGCCAUCACUCAGAUGUUUCUCUCACACUCACACACACACACACACACACAGACAGACAGACAGACAGACAGACAGACAGACAGACAGACA
Salvelinus sp. IW2-2015 is the source of this 1781-nucleotide messenger RNA. RefSeq names its product immunoglobulin domain-containing protein. Gene Ontology annotation, cellular component: external side of plasma membrane. NCBI's taxonomy places the organism in Eukaryota, Metazoa, Chordata, Actinopteri, Salmoniformes, Salmonidae. Gene Ontology annotation, biological process: positive regulation of type II interferon production; positive regulation of T cell receptor signaling pathway; cytokine production. The record is from RefSeq and is a predicted model, not a curated record.